This is a messenger RNA of Dipodomys ordii (Ord's kangaroo rat), 1335 nucleotides long. RefSeq names its product NIPA-like domain containing 4 (gene Nipal4). The transcript has 6 exons. Gene Ontology annotation, biological process: magnesium ion transport. Gene Ontology annotation, molecular function: magnesium ion transmembrane transporter activity. The record is from RefSeq and is a predicted model, not a curated record. The coding region runs from base 1 to 1335 and encodes 444 amino acids. Gene Ontology annotation, cellular component: membrane. Lineage: Eukaryota; Metazoa; Chordata; Mammalia; Rodentia; Heteromyidae.
AUGAGCUCCGUUCUCCCGCCCUGCUACCUGCUUGACAGAGCCAUUGUGGCUGGAGGAGAAAAGGCCUUUGUGAGGAGCGUCCUGGGGUUCAAUGGGGCCCUUUUGUCUGCCCUGGAAGAUGCCUCCGUGCCCAACGGGGAAGGUUCCCUGAUCAGCCUCUACUGCUCUUCUCAAGAAGUCCUGUGCCAGAUCGUGGGCAGCCUGAGCCCCGAGGCGCCCAGCAAUGCCACGGCGGUCAGCUGGCAGGAGAGGAUCAGGAAGAGCUACGGCUUCUACAUCGGCGUGGGCCUGGCCUUACUCUCCUGCCUUCUCAUCGGGAGCAGCGUCAUCCUCAAGAAGAAAGGCCUCAUCCGCCUCGUGGCCACAGGCUCCACUCGGGCCGUGGACGGCGGCUAUGGGUACCUGAAGGACGCCAUGUGGUGGGCCGGAUUCGCCACCAUGUCAGCUGGAGAAGUCGCCAACUUCGGGGCCUACGCCUUUGCGCCUGCGACGGUCGUUACGCCGCUGGGAGCGCUGAGUGUCCUCAUAAGCGCUGUCUUCUCCUCCUAUUUUCUGGGAGAGAGCCUGAACCUGCUGGGGAAGUUGGGCUGUGUGAUCUGCAUGGCGGGCAGCACCGUGAUGGUGAUUCACGCCCCGGAGGAAGCCAAGGUCACCACCGUCAUGGAGAUGGCUUCCAAGAUGAAGGACACAGGGUUCAUCGUGUUCGCUGUGUUCCUGCUGGUGUCCUGCCUGGUGCUCAUCUUCAUCGUGGCCCCUCGGUACGGACAGAGGAAUAUCCUCAUUUACAUCAUCAUCUGCUCCGUGAUCGGCUCCUUCUCUGUGACAGCCGUCAAGGGGCUGGGCAUCACCAUCAGGAACUUCUUCCAGGGGCUGCCCGUCGUGCGGCAUCCCCUCCCCUACAUCCUGUCCCUCAUUCUGGCCCUUUCCAUCAGCGCUCAGGUCAACUUCCUCAACCGGGCGCUGGACAUUUUCAACACGUCGCUGGUGUUCCCGAUCUAUUACGUGUUCUUCACCACGGUGGUGGUGGUCUCCUCCAUCGUGCUCUUCAAGGAGUGGCACACCAUGACCGCCGUGGACAUCGUGGGCACCUGCUCCGGCUUCGUCACCAUCAUCUUGGGGGUGUUCAUGCUCCACGCUUUCAAAGACUUGGAUGUGAGCCACACCUGUCUGCCGCACAUGCGCAAACACCCAGCCCCAGGGCCCGGCCCACAGCCAACGGCCGCCGCCACGGUCGUCAGACUGGAAGACAAGAAUGUCUUGGUGGACAAUAUCGAACUUUCCAGCAGCACCCCAUCCCCGGAACAGAAGCCCAAAGUAUUCACAAUCCAUUCGUAA